UUGCGAUAGAGUUUGACGGUAACACUCGAUACUCAUGAGGAGGGGAAUGCCAAAGGACAAGAACUAGGAGAUGUCACUCCUGUGCCAUAUCCUUGAUUGGUUUGAUUUGAAAGAAAGUAUAUCUAGCACGUGAAUGAAGAUGCCCUUCUCCAUGAGCUCUUUAUGACGAUAGUCUCGGAUAUCUGAAUUGAAGUUGGCAUGUGAAUAGGAGAAGUGUUCACUCCUUCAGAAGCUUCAUUAAAUCUCUGGCCAUCUGUCAUUCAUUGGUACUAACUCCAGUAUCUGCAGGACCGUCCGACGCUUGUCACUCAGGAUUUAAAAAUCUUCAAAAUGCCACGACUGACAACAUUCUCAAAACAACCCCUUAAACAACCCCUUAAAGCUUCAACAUCCCCUUAAACAACCCCUUAAAUAAACAACGCCUUAAAUAAACAACCCCUUAACGUGAACCAGGAUUUGAGUCAGUCGUGCCCGUUUUUAAAGCCUGAGUGAAAACCGUCGGACGGUCCAGGAGAGGGCUGAUAGAGAUGUCCCCCCACUAUUAUGCGUAGUAUUAUAGUCUGGUACUAGACGAAGGUUAUCAGAUUACAAGCUUGUUGGUCUGUGACGAUAGUCCAAUGGCUCCAAUGAAUCUGUCAAUUGUCUUCCUCGAAUGCACAUUUCUGUUCUGAUGCUUUUACAGCUCAGCUGGUUUCUCGCUGGCUGAGUUCGUGGUGUUGGCGUGUGGGCCUCCCUUUCGAAGCUCACACCUCCAGCAGAGACCGUCAAAAAGAGCUGGUGCCUACCUCUCGUCGCGGUGAGUAGCAAUAGCUGCGAAGUGUUUCGUCGCGGCAUGGAAUUUAUUUGCGGCUGCGGAUAUGCUGGCCCCGACGCCAUUGUGUUUCUUUGCCGCUGGAUGUUGUCGCAAACGGAGUUGAUUAGAGCCAUCGGAAAUCGAACGACCAUGGUCAUCUCUCGGCUUCUCUCGCGAAAGGCGCGCGAUGAUUCCCGUGUCAAUGCCGGAUUCCUUUGCUCGGGCUUUGUGGUACUAACUUCUACGCGCCCGAAGGAUCGAGGGAAUUCGUGACUCAGGUCUUUGAUUUUGUCGUACCAGUGACUCUCACCACGCUCAUUGUCCUUUUCUUGCUCUGCGGAUCAGCAGUUUUCCCCCAGAGAGACACACUGUUUGCUUCUGCUCUUGGUCAACCUCUUCAUACACACACACACACACACAAACAAUAGUCUACCAUGUCGCUGAAGCGGAUCAACAAAGAACUAGUGGAUUUGGGGAAGGACCCUCCGGCCAAUUGCUCGGCAGGUCCAGUUGGUGACGAUAUGUUUCACUGGCAAGCUACUAUCAUGGGACCCGAUGACUCGCCAUAUGCAGGAGGAGUGUUCUUUCUAGACAUUCACUUUCCAGCCGAUUAUCCUUUCAAGCCACCUAAGGUCCAUUUCACUACUCGGAUCUACCAUUGUAACAUCAACUCCAACGGUGGAAUUUGUUUGGACAUUUUGAAGGACCAAUGGAGUCCGGCAUUGACCAUCAGCAAGGUCCUCCUAUCCAUUUGCUCCCUUCUUACCGAUCCCAACCCAGAUGAUCCUCUCGUUCCAGAUAUCGCUCAACUGCUGAAAACAGACAAAGCCAGGCACGACAGUACUGCUCGGGAAUGGACUUCCAAGUAUGCAAUGUAGCUCCUGGUCUCUCCUACGGCGUUUCUCUUUAUUCCCUGGUGGAAACUAAAACGAGGAGUGAACGUACCGAAACUAAAAUUGCGAACGGAACUAUGGUAGAAUGAACAUCUGGAAAAUUGAACGAAAACGUCGGAACGACCCGAGUAUUAUUUGUUGAGCCUUUCACUGUGCUGUGUUUUGCCUGUUUUCUUGCUCGGGCGCCGGUGGCUUUUGGAUGGAUGGAUUGGAUUGUGGGUGCUUAGGAUGAAGCAGGGAAGGCGAGUGAAGUGGAAUGGAGUACAGUUUACAUACCGCGCGAUCGGUCGACUUCCUGGGUCUUUCUAGAAAAAAUAGUAUGUAAACACUUCGUCGUACACAUUUCCUGUCCCGAGGAUUCCUGCGUCUCCAGCGGAAGGUUAUUGUACAUGUAGCUGUAGCAUGCCAUUACCCGUACCAAAGGGGGGGGGGGGCAAAAGACCUCCGCAGUGGUGUUCGUUGGGCUGCGAUGGUCAGAGGUGGACCUGGGCCAUGCAAAGGAGUAACCGAGGCGGCUUGUUCUAUGGUACUAGCCUAGCUAGCCAGUUGCAGCUUGUGGGGUGUCUCACACUGGCAUGUACCGUACUCCAUUCUAACCACUACUCGGUAGAUACUCCUUGCGGCGACUCCAGGACGGUAUUGAUUGUUUGAUUGUCAAGUACUAGCCUAGCAAGGAUCAUACCGUAUAUUCCUUGCACGGAAAGCAAGCGACGCAGCGGGCUGAACUGCCGAGAGCGGCCAGCCCUAUAGCUCUGGACAGCUGCCUUGUGCACACUUCAGAGUGCAGUUACAACGUGUGCUUCUGGUUGAUACCCACUCUCAUUGCCCUGACCCCGUUUCUCUGCGGGUCACUAGCAAAUGGAUAAAGGUUGGGUGCUGCCGUACCGUAUGGCAUCCAUGACGUUCGGAAGUAUGGUGUCGCUUUUAGCUACCGGUAUGUAUGCACCUGGUACAGUACCGGUAGCUAGCUAGAAUGAGAGAAGUGCAUCUUAUUUCGAAAGGAACUUCAGAUACCGGUAUAGACACGGCAUCACGAGACCGCACAUAAUAGUUUUGGCUACCUUGUCGAACUAACUGAACUGCCUUCGCGAUUGAUGUUGCUACAUGUACCUGCGAAGACGAUGUGGUGAAGCUAGCUAGAUAGUUGCUACCACUAGUGGGGAGGACAAAAUCAAUUGAGAAUAAUGAGUGAAUAUUAGUAGUGAAAAGAACUAGCUGAAAAA
This is a messenger RNA of Seminavis robusta, 2909 nucleotides long. The record is from the annotation of a GenBank genome assembly. NCBI's taxonomy places the organism in Eukaryota, Bacillariophyta, Bacillariophyceae, Naviculales, Naviculaceae.